AUGGAAACAUUGCAGAGGAACAGGAAGGAUCACUGAUGAAAACGACGGCGACUUUGUGGAAGGCAGGAUACGGAGCCAAGAGAUUUGCUUCCUCUUCCGAGUCACCUAAGUUACACACUAAUGGUUCACUGCAAAAGCUCUUAUCCCCAUCUGCCGCACACAAUUCCCUCACUGAUGAUCACAAGGGUCUCUGCCGUGUUCUUGAAGCUUGUAGAAUUUCUAAGCAUUUUAAAACUGCGGCUAAAACCCACGCCAGAGUUAUUGUACUUGGAUAUGGAACCUACCCGUCUCUUGUAGCAUCUCUGAUUUUGACGUAUGCGCGUCUCCGUCUCAAUCAUAUUACCCAUCAAGUUGUAGAUUGUGUUUUAUGUUCAUCUGCUGAUCUGUUCACCAUGAACUUAUUAAUAGAAAGCAUUAUGAAAGCUGGGGAAUGUCAUAUUGCCAAGAAGGUGUUCAACAAAAUGCCUGUUCGAAAUGUGGUCUCGUGGAACUCCAUGAUUGGAGGCUAUGUGAAGAACUCACGAUUCAGUGACGCGAUGAGGCUUUUCAGGGAGAUGCUAAGCUCGGAGGUUGAACCUGAUGGGUUCACAUUUGCUUCCAUGAUCACCGGAUGUGCACGCCUAGGUGCUCUCAGUUAUUCUGAAUGGGUGCAUAAUUUGAUGAUCGAGAAAAGAUUAGAACUGAACUAUAUAUUGAGUUCGGCAUUGAUUGACAUGUAUGCAAACUGUGGCAGAAUCAAUGUGGCUAGAGAACUUUUUGAAAGCGUCAGGCGCGAUGACGUUUCUGUUUGGAACUCAAUGAUUAAUGGGUUGGCAACUCAUGGACUUGCUUUGGAUGCAUUUGCACUAUUUUCAAGGAUGAAGAUGGAAAACGUUUACCCUGAUUCAAUUACCUUCAUCGGGAUUCUUGCAGCUUGCAGCCAUUGUGGUUUGGUUGAAGAGGGUCGCAAAUACUUCAAUUUGAUGCAAAGUUAUUUCUCGAUUCAGCCACAACUGGAGCAUUAUGGAGCCAUGGUCGAUCUCUUGGGGCGAUCAGGGCUCUUAGAAGAGGCCUAUGCUAUUAUUAAGGAGAUGCCAAUGAAGCCAGAUGUUGUUAUCUGGAGGGCACUUCUUAGUGCUUGUAGAACACAUAGAAAGAAGGAACUAGGCGAGAUUGCCAUCUCAAAUAUAUCCCGUAUAGAGAGUGGAGAUUAUGUGUUGCUGUCAAAUAUGUAUUGCUCUUUAAACAAGUGGGAUAGUUCGGAGAGAGUGAGACACUUGAUGAGAAUGGGAGGAGUUCGGAAAAUCCGAGGUAAGAGUUGGAUUGAGUUAGGAGGCACAGUUCAUCAAUUCAAGGCUGCUGAUAAGUCACAUGCCGAGAUAAAAGCGAUUUACAGAGUGCUGGAAGGUUUGAUCCAAAGGGCUAAGUUGGAAGGUUUCAUGCCAUUGACUGAACUGGUUUUGAUGGAUGUUUCUGAAGAGGAGAAGGAGGAAAAUUUAAGUUUUCACAGCGAGAAGUUGGCAUUGGCCUAUGGGAUCCUGAAAAGUAGCCCGGGAACAGAAAUCAGGAUUUGGAAAAACCUUCGUAUCUGUCAAGACUGUCAUAGUUUGAUGAAAAUCUCGUCGAGGGUUUUGAACAGAGUAAUACUUAUGAGAGAUCGUAUCCGUUUUCACCACUUUGAAGGUGGUUUGUGCUCUUGUGGAGACUACUGGUAGCUAUAGCUAAAGAGAGUUGAUUUCACAGAAUUCCCUACAAAGUUAUACAAUGGUAUUCGGUGAAUGAAGGCAAAAUCCUCGGGCAUCUAAUGAAUGAGAAUUGUCAGCACUUAUGCACAAGCAGCAAAAUCUUGUUCAUAUGGCAAUGAUGAUUGAUGAGGCAGUGAGGCCUGGUUAGUCGGAUUCUCCAUGCCAUGAGAAUCCAUCAAGAAUAUCUGCCCACUAGCUCAUAGUUAAAGCUGGGAAUUCAGUCGGGUCGAAAGAGGCCUGACUCACUGAAAAAACCUGAAUAGCGAAGUUCGGUCCGAAUUCCUUAGAGCUACAGGUGGGCUGAAUACCUGAAUUUUAUUUUUAAAAUUAUUUUUAAUUAAUUUUGUACUUUAAAAUUAACUAUCUUAUUUUAUAAAAUAUAUUUUUUUGAUAUUUAAAUGAUA
Messenger RNA from Prosopis cineraria, 2128 nucleotides. Its product is annotated as pentatricopeptide repeat-containing protein At5g50990. Lineage: Eukaryota; Viridiplantae; Streptophyta; Magnoliopsida; Fabales; Fabaceae. The transcript has 2 exons. Gene Ontology annotation, molecular function: RNA binding; protein binding; zinc ion binding. The coding region runs from base 36 to 1694 and encodes 552 amino acids. The record is from RefSeq and is a predicted model, not a curated record. Gene Ontology annotation, biological process: RNA modification.